AUGGCGACGGACUUGCCAACCGUUCGCCUCGGCACUGCUCGCCACGUCGAAGGCUGUGGCAGCACAAAGGAGGAGGAUGCAGAGUGCCUGGCCAAGGCAUGCCUGGUGCGCGUCUACGCCAAAGCUCGCGAGAACGUGGCAGGCGAAGCUGGGCGCGAAGCAUCCCACGUGCCGAGGGCGACGCCAUCACAGGGCGGAGCCAGGCCACAGAAAGUGCGUGGAAGGCUGGCCAUGGAUGAGUGGGUGGAAGCCCAAAACGCGGUCUGGGACUACUUCUUUGGUGAGCCGUCCCAGCCAGCCAUGCCUGUGCAGACGACGCCCUCGCAAGGAGGAGCCAGGUUGGCGGCAGAGGAGCUCAACGCGUGGUUGCGCAGCACGGCCAGCCAGCUCUUCAUCGGCUUCGCCAAGUCCGUCGGAUGUGACAGCAGAUCGUGCCGGAUCGGCUGCAUGUGA
Symbiodinium natans is the source of this 453-nucleotide messenger RNA. The record is from the annotation of a GenBank genome assembly. Lineage: Eukaryota; Dinophyceae; Suessiales; Symbiodiniaceae.